AUGAAGCUCAAGUACCAAGCACAACUUUUGCCACAACAGGGUGGUGCUUCUCGGAUAUGUGCAAUUGCAUCGACUCCAAAUGCUUCAAAAGCGGCUGUGGCGACCACCGAUCGAGCAAUCGUUUUAUUUGAUGAAAAGGGUGAACAAAGGGAGAGAUUCGCCACAAAACCCAUUGAUGCAAAGUUUGGAAAGAAGAGUUAUGUGAUUCGGUGUAUGUGCUUCUCACCGGAUUCUACGAGAUUGGCCAUUGGACAAUCGGAUAAUGUCGUUUACGUCUACAAAUUGGGAACCACUUGGUCCGAGAAAAAAGUGAUCGUGAACAAGUUACUACAAACGUCUUGUGUCUCGGCGUUGAGCUGGCCCUUCGAAGACAAGUUGUUGAUUGGGUUAACCGAUGGAAAAGUUCGCAUCGGUCUCAUCAAAAAUAACAAAUGUUCUUCGUUGUAUAAGACUGAUCAAGCGGUUGUUUCACUUUCAACAAAUCCAAAGAAGACGGCUUUCAUCUCUGGGCAUUUCGAUGGGAGCAUUAUUCUCUUCAUUUUUGCUAGUAAAUCACAAAGUAAAAUCUGCACUCACCAAGUGACACCUUACUCUCUGGUUUUCACAUCACACGGAUUGUUGGUGGCUGGAAGUGAUCAAAGAGUGCUUUCCUACUCAGAAAAUGGAGUUGUUCAACAGCAAUGGGACUUUUCGGAGGAAUCGGACAAGGAAUUCUCAGCGAUUUGCACCGAUCCAACAGGAAACAAUGUUGUCACUGGCUCCUAUGACAAAUUGAGAUUAUUUUCAUUCAAUACGAGACGCGGUGCCUGGGAUGAGGACACUCCACUUCGGAUUCCAAAUCUUUACUCGAUCACAACAUUGGAUUGGAAAGGCGAUGGGAGUGCGGUGUAUUGUGGAACACUCACGGGCUCAGCACUUGUGAUCGACUGUUCGUUGAGAAGAACAAUGAUAAAAUCGAGAUUCGAGACAACCCAUGUUGCCCCGUCGCAUGUAAUCCUUCGCGAUGUCACCAAUGAAUCAAGAACAAGUGUUGUCUCAAAUAAAGGACUUCAAAUCGAUGAUAUCAAGAUGAUGGGAAAAGAUCAAUUUGUCGUUGCUUACACGGCAAGCACUUUGAUCAUUGCUGAUACUCAAACGGGGAAAGCCUCGGAAAUCGAUUGGUUCUCUGGUGGACAUGAGAAAUUUUACUUCGAUUACCCGAAUGUUGCUGUCAUUGUGAAUGCUGGAGAGGUCACUGUAGUCGAAUAUGGAAAAGAUGGUGCUCUUGGCUGGGUUCGAACGGAACUUGGCUCAAAGCAUCUCCUUAGUCUUCAAGUCAACGAAAAUGCGAAAGGUGUGGUGAUGAAAAAGAUCGCCUAUCUAGCAGAUCCAACAACAAUUGCUGUUUAUAACUUCUUGACUUCACAACAGGAUGCUCUAAUUGAUUCGAAGAAUAAGAUUGAUUGGCUGGAGCUAAACGAGUCAGCAAACCGCUUACUUUUUCGAGACAAACGAUCUCGAGUGUCUUUAGUGGAUUUGGAGACAGACAAGAGAACAUCUUUACUCAACUUUUGCUCCUAUGUUCAAUGGGUGCCGGCAAGUGAUGUGAUUGUGGCUCAAACCGGAGACAGUCUUUAUGUUUGGUACAAUCCCGACUACCCGGAUCAAGCGACGAUCACUCAAAUUCGGGGCGAAGUCGAGGCGGUGUUGAGAGACAACGAUCGAACGGAAGUGAUCGUACAGGAAUCGACAGCCAAAGUCGCGUAUGAGCUCGACAAUACGCAAAUCGAGUUCGCCGCCGCGCUGGAGAAUCUCGACUUCGAGAGAGCUGUUUCAUUUCUGGAGAAGAGCCACGAUCAAAAUGAGACG
Mesorhabditis belari is the source of this 1848-nucleotide messenger RNA. NCBI's taxonomy places the organism in Eukaryota, Metazoa, Nematoda, Chromadorea, Rhabditida, Rhabditidae. The record is from the annotation of a GenBank genome assembly.